GUGGGCAGGUAACGGUUAACUCCUCCACAAGUGGGGGAAAGAUGUACUGAGCAGGGGAGAGGGAGAGGGAGAGAGAGAGAGAGAGAGAGCGAGAGAGCUGGAUUUCCAGAGCGCAUUCAAAGUGCGCCAACGGGAUCCUUUCUUGGCAACAAGGGGAAGAAAAUUAUAAAACAUGUUGGAGCCGUGCGUCAAAAAUCCACAAGAUUCCUGAGAGGGGUUGAUUCGUCGGAGGGAGGAUUUGUGCCAAAGCGCGACUCGAGGAGCAAGCGGAUUCAUGCAAAUUCAUUUUAAAAAAUCAUAGGCGUGCCUUUGGGCGAUGGAGUCACGGCCGGAAAAGCAAACCCCCUCCCGGAUCACCAGCGACCUUCAAAGACCGCGGUGCGCAGCGCUCGGACACAUUGACUGAGGCACCGGGGCGGAUGUGUGAAGAGCACCGAGGAACAGAAGACACAGUUCGGGCUCCUUCCUCCACGCGACAGCUCCUCUGCUGCGCCACCGGACCUCCAGCCACACGCGUAUUGCAUUGCUGUCACUAUUUAGCUUGGGUGUUCACAUUUUUCUUACUAUAUAUAUAUACAUAUAUAUAUAUUUACAAGUUUACAGUCAAUUUGAACGACUUAAGGCAGUGAGGAUCCUGAUGUGGAUGAAGUUUCCGUCUCAUCCAAUCUGUGCGUAAAAGACGCGAUCACCGAUUUGUUCUUAUUUUAAGAACGCUAUCCGUUUUGUUUCUUUUGUUUUUCCAUCCCGUUUAUUUCAUUUAAAUCGCCGAGGACUUUUCACCAUGUCAGAGGACGACAGCAGCACCAGCGGCGGCGCCAGCUCUACUGUGUCUGACCCCGAAGGCGGCAGCAACGUCAGCGUCCUCAACUGGGAGCAAGUGCAGCGGCUGGACGCCAUCCUGACGGAGACCAUCCCGAUCCACGGCCGCGGCAACUUCCCCACCCUGGAGAUGCAGCCGCGGCACAUCGUCAAAGUGGUGCGCAGGCGGAUGGAGGAAAAACAGAUCCACGUCCGGGACGUGCGGCUAAACGGCUCCGCGGCCAGUCACAUCCUGCACGGGGACAGCGGGCUGGGCUACAAGGACCUCGACCUCAUAUUUUGCGCAGAUAUGAAAGGAGAACGCGAUUUCCAGACUGUGAAGGACAUCGUUUUGGACUGUCUCCUGGAUUUCUUACCCGACUGUGUGAAUAAACAGAAAAUAAGCCCGCUGACGUUAAAGGAAGCCUACGUGCAGAAGAUGGUGAAGGUGUGUAACGACUCGGACCGCUGGAGCCUCAUCUCCCUCUCCAACAACCGCGGGAAGAACGUGGAGCUCAAGUUCGUGGACUCUCUCCGGCGGCAGUUUGAGUUCAGCGUUGACUCCUUUCAGAUCAAGCUGGACUCCCUGCUGCUGUUCUACGAGUGCUCCGAGAACCCCAUGGCCGAGACCUUCCACCCCACCAUCAUGGGCGAGAGCGUGUACGGGGACUUCAGCGAGGCCCUGCACCACCUGCGUCACAAGUACAUCUGCACCCGGAACCCGGAGGAGAUCCGGGGCGGGGGUCUCCUGAAGUACUGUCACCUGCUGGUGAGGGGCUUCCGGGCCGCCUCCGAGUCCAAGAUGAAGUCCCUGCAGCGCUACAUGUGCUCGCGCUUCUUCAUCGACUUCUCGGACAUCGGGGAGCAGCAGCGCAAGCUGGAGUCCUAUCUCCAGAACCACUUUGUGGGCCUGGAGGACCGCAAGUACGACUACCUGAUGACCCUGCACGGAGUGGUCAACGAGAGCACGGUGUGCCUGAUGGGACACGAGAGGCGGCAGACCCUGGGCCUCAUAGCCAUGCUGGCGGUGCGCGUUCUCGCCGAGCAGAACGUCAUCCCCAACGUGGCCAACGUCACGUGUUACUACCAACCGGCCCCUUAUGUGGCCGAUGGCAACUUCAGUAACUACUACAUCGCGCAGGUUCAGCCGGUGUUUGCGUGCCAGCAUCCUGCGUACUCCACCUGGCUGCCCUGCAACUGAGGAAAGAUGGAGGGACAGCAUCCGAUUGGUGGAGACAAGCGGCGGCGCGGUCGCCUCCUCAGGCCGGCCCCGGUGUUUGACGGCGGACAGCAAAAAAAAGAAAAGAAGAAAAAAAAGGAGUCUUCUUUGUAAUGUUUGGCCUCAAAGCCGGUGUUUGGCUUCCACUUUGAGUGCAUAGUUUGACGUGAAUAUUUCACAUUCCUCGAGAAAAAAAGGGCCUCCUGAUCCUGCCCAGGCCCACCAGGUUUGGAAAAAAAAGGACUAAUUUGUGGUAGCUUGGGGAAGUAAAAAGGCUUAAAGCGAAUGCGCGAUGGCCUCGAUUCACAGGCAGCAGAACCGCCACCGGAAACCCGAGCCAGACGGAUCGACGUCUGUCAAGAGCUGAUUAGUCAGCAAAACAGCUGCACCAGGGCUCUGAAGUAGACAGCAACACACACACACACACACACGCACAUCAGCUUAACUGAGUUGGGAUGCUGUUAGACUUUGGGUAUCAAGCAUCUCUGCCCUGCAUUUGGAUAUCAUUACGGUUGUUUACAGACCAAAGAUUUUUGUUUGGAUUGUUUCUAACAUUAAAACUCUAUUUUGAUGAAGGGAGGGAAGAAAUAAAAUUAAAUAAAAAUAAAGCUCUGUUUAUUUGUACAUUUUAAGAUUGUGUGUUUGUAUCAAGUGCCUUUUAAAAUAACAAGCAAGGCCAUAUGAUGUUUUCUUGUUUUUGUGUGUGUGUGUGUCUGUGUGUGAAUUGGCCCCAAAGUGUUUAAAGUCAGCGGCCCAGAGGCUCGUGAAUGUACAUGUGAA
Molecule: messenger RNA, 2797 nt
Organism: Pseudoliparis swirei
Lineage: Eukaryota; Metazoa; Chordata; Actinopteri; Perciformes; Liparidae
Gene: tent5aa
Product: terminal nucleotidyltransferase 5Aa
Exons: 2
Coding region: 782-1999 (405 amino acids)
Biological process (GO): mRNA stabilization
Molecular function (GO): poly(A) RNA polymerase activity; RNA binding
Source: RefSeq, a predicted model, not a curated record